Molecule: messenger RNA, 1074 nt
Organism: Ciona intestinalis (vase tunicate)
Lineage: Eukaryota; Metazoa; Chordata; Ascidiacea; Phlebobranchia; Cionidae
Source: the annotation of a RefSeq genome assembly
CUGAAUAAUUUGUUAAAUUUUCUAAAAAUUAACAUUGUACUGGGUUUAAUUAUUACACUUAGUUUUAAUGAUUUUUUCCCCUUAUGAGUAAGAAUAGAAAUAAUUUCUUUACUUAUUAUGAGAAUAAUUUUCUUAAAGAAAGCCACUAGGAUUAGGAGAAUUGGAUUUCAAAAAUUUAGAGUAUUAAUUAAGUAUAUAUUUUUACAAAUUUUUUCAGGAAUAAUCAUUUUAUUUUCUUUCUCAUUGUCUAACUUACUAUUAGACUUUUCUAAAAUAGGAUUAAAUCUUGGGUUACAUACUCAAUAUUAUAGAAUUAAUAUGAUUAUAGAAAUAUUUAGUUUUAUGUUUAUUUUUUCUAUUGCCUUAAAACUAGGACUUUUUCCUGGUCACUUAUGGGUAGUUGAUGUAUUUUCAAGAUUAACUUUUCAUGAAUGUUUCAUCUUAAGAACUAUCCCUAAAUAUGCUCCUUUUUUAUUAUUAAACAGAGAUUAUUGUGAAUCUAAUAAUCUUCUUAUACUUUUAAGAGGAUUGAGUAUUUUAUUAAGAAGUUUUCAAAGAUUAAAUUAUAGUGAUAUACGUCAAAUUAUAAGAAGAUCAAGUAUUAUAAAUACAGGAUGAUUAAUAUUAAGGUUUUUAUUCAGAAGACUAAAUAUAUUUUUUAUGAUAUAUUUAAUCUAUUCUUAUACUCUUUGAGUAUUAUUUAAUUUAAUUCGGGUUUUAAAUAUUCAAACCCUAAGAGCCUAUAAGACUUGAUUUUCUUAUACAGAUAAAAUAUUAUUUAGCUUUGCUAUUUUUAUUAUGAUAAGGAUACCUUGUAGAGUUAUAUUUUUUUAUAAAAUUUUUUUAAUUAUGAGAAGUAAUAAUGUUUCUUUAUUUUUUUUUCUAAUAUUAUCAGGUUAUACUAUGUUUGUAUUUUACUCUCGGAUAAUAUCUCAGGUUUGAAACUAUGAUUUCUUCAGAGUAAUAUUUUUGUAUACUUCAGUGAACCGUUUUAGGAUAUCCGUGAAUAAAUAUAUUACUAGUUUAGUAACACUUUUUUUUCCUAGGAUAGUUAUCUUAUUUAAAUUCCUUUAA